Gallus gallus (chicken) is the source of this 4091-nucleotide messenger RNA. It is a transcript of the gene GABRR1, whose product is annotated as gamma-aminobutyric acid type A receptor rho1 subunit. The transcript has 10 exons. Lineage: Eukaryota; Metazoa; Chordata; Aves; Galliformes; Phasianidae. Bases 143 to 1582 code for a protein of 479 amino acids. Gene Ontology annotation, molecular function: GABA-A receptor activity; extracellular ligand-gated monoatomic ion channel activity; neurotransmitter receptor activity. The record is from RefSeq and is a predicted model, not a curated record. Gene Ontology annotation, biological process: chemical synaptic transmission; monoatomic ion transmembrane transport; signal transduction. Gene Ontology annotation, cellular component: synapse; neuron projection; membrane.
ACUGCAGGAUGAUUUUUUGUAUGAGUAAACAUCCUUCCAAUAACGAUCAGACCGAUAAUGUCUUAAAAAGAGAAACAGGAUCUACAUUUUGGCUUUCUCCUUCUUGUUUGGACUAUUUCUGGACACAGAACCUUCAGGUAACAUGUUGACUGUCCAUAAAAUGCAUUUUAGCAUCUUCCUGCUGUUGUGGGGAUGGGUUUUAUCCACUGAAUGCAGACUCCACCGGCAAGGAAAAGAAAUACACGAGGUGUACAAAAAAGGCAGCCGGCCCCAGCGGCAGAGGCGAGAAGCCCACGGCGAGGCGCACAAGCAGGGCAGUAGUCCAAUCCUAAAGCGAAGCCCUGACAUCACCAAAUCUCCACUGACAAAGUCAGAACAGCUGCUGCGAAUAGACGACCAUGACUUCAGCAUGAGACCAGGUUUUGGAGGUCCUGCAAUUCCUGUGGGGGUGGAUGUCCAAGUUGAAAGUCUGGACAGCAUUUCUGAGGUGGAUAUGGACUUCACCAUGACACUUUAUCUGAGGCACUACUGGAAAGAUGAGAGAUUGUCCUUCCCCAGCACCAACAACCAAAGCAUGACAUUUGACGGCAGGCUGGUGAAGAAGAUCUGGGUCCCUGACAUGUUCUUUGUCCACUCCAAGCGUUCCUUCAUCCAUGACACCACCACUGACAAUGUCAUGCUGCGGGUCCAGCCAGACGGGAAGGUACUUUAUAGCCUCAGAGUUACAGUAACAGCGAUGUGCAACAUGGAUUUUAGUCGCUUUCCCCUGGACACACAGACGUGCUCCCUGGAGAUUGAAAGCUAUGCUUACACAGAAGAUGACCUCAUGCUGUACUGGAAGAAUGGAAAUGAUUCCCUAAAAACGGAUGAGAGGAUAUCACUGUCCCAGUUCCUGAUCCAGGAGUUCCACACUACCACAAAACUUGCCUUCUAUAGCAGCACAGGAUGGUACAAUCGUCUCUACAUCAACUUCACUUUGCGUCGACACAUCUUCUUCUUCUUGCUCCAAACCUACUUCCCUGCCACUCUCAUGGUCAUGCUGUCCUGGGUGUCCUUCUGGAUUGACCGUCGAGCAGUUCCUGCCAGAGUCCCUUUAGGGAUCACCACCGUGCUGACCAUGUCUACGAUCAUCACUGGGGUGAACGCCUCCAUGCCCCGCGUUUCCUACAUCAAAGCAGUGGACAUUUACCUGUGGGUCAGUUUUGUGUUCGUCUUCCUCUCGGUGCUGGAAUACGCGGCAGUGAAUUACCUGACCACAGUGCAAGAGAGGAAGGAGAGGAAACUCCGGGAUAAGCUCCCCUGCGCGUGCAGCCUUCCUCAGCCCCGGCCCAUGAUGAUGGACGGCAGCUACAACGACGGUGACGUGAACGAGUUGGGGCACUACGUGUCCGAGAACGGGGACAAGCAGGACAGAAUGAUGGUGCAGCUGGCGUUGGGCUCUGAGAGGGGCUCAGGCAGGAGGAAAAACCAGAGAUACGUCAGCAUGCGGAUCGACACCCACGCCAUCGACAAGUACUCCAGGAUUAUAUUCCCUGGCGCAUACAUUCUAUUUAAUUUGAUAUACUGGUCCAUUUUUUCAUAAACAUACGUAACUCCUGUAGUCACAGCGUAUCGCGGCAGGAUAUCAGAGUACUGUCUCAUAGGCCCACAAAAUGAACAUAGAGAAGUCAUUUGAAGAUUGAUUUUUUCUUCAGGAUUUUGAUUUAUUUUUUACUAGGUGCAACUCGUCUGUGGCAUAAAUAACUGUGCAAGUUUCACUUUUCAAAUAAAUAGAGGGUAUCCAAUUUAAAAUUGCAUACAUAUUUAAAGCUGUGCUAUGCUCCUUCUUGUGCCUCACAGGCCGCUGUAAACUACUCCAACGAGUGACACUAAUUGCCAGCUGCUUAUAUGCGGCACAACUUCCAUUUCGUGCCCCCGACAGUAUUUGAGCACAUGCAUACAUCUCCGAACUCAGCCGACUGACAGCAUUUAGCACCGAUAAGUACAAAAGCUAUGCAAACACUGGCGUGCUUGCAGGAUGAGGUCAGAAGCAGCUAGAGCAAAAACAGAAUGUCCAAUAGUGGGAAACACUUCAGCAAGACUAUUAAUGGCCAAAGGCAGCUUUCAUUGCUCCGUGCACACUGUGCUGGCAGCACUGCACUGGCAGAGCCAAGCAACGAUACCUUUCACGCUUGUGCUGUCACAACUGUACUUAAAAACAAUGAGGUAUUUCCAAGCUGUAUUGAUUAACCUUUUAAAAUAUAACUCGCAGUGUACGUUUACCAAGGAAUCCAUCAGUCUGAACAAAAGUUGGACUUUCCGUGAUGCCAAAUCCUCUGGGAAACACAGGACCUCUCCUUGGAGCUGCUUAUUUGGGUCAGUGGGAGUUUUGCUUGAGUUUCCUAGGAGAGGGAAAAGAUUCCUCUACAAAGUGAUGCAGUGAAGACAAGUGGGUGUCUACGAAAAAGAAUACAACCACUGUAGGAGAAGCCACUUCACCCUGAGACAGCCUUGGUGCUACUGGUUGGUACAAGAGAGCUCUCUGCAGCUUGAAUGCCAAGAACUGCUGCAGCUGGUAAAGUCCUGCCCCUGCCAAAGCCUUUGGUGAGUGCAGGCAGGUCCAGAAGAAGCCUGGUCCAUCUGUUUUUAAUGAAAGGCCAGCAGAAGGGUGCUCAGCUGGUGACAAAGCAGAUGCAAUGAAGUGGAAAGGAGCUCCCACCAUGAGAGAGACCCAGUUCCAUUUGAGCAACUCUGCUUCUCCCUGGCACCUCGCAGCCCUCCGGGCCCUCAGAGCAGGCACAGAACCAUCCAGGGCAGGACAAGAGGACAAGGCUGGCAAUGGGGGGCACUCAGUACUCACCUCAGUCCCUACUUGACAUCACAGCUUCAGAGGAGCAGCCAGUCAGAAUAAAUUCUGCACCUGUUCAAUGGAAAAUCUGUAGCAUAGAAGUAGCAAAAUAUUUCAGAAAAUUAGUUCAGAAUGGGUCGAAUAUAUUCAGGGGCCUUUGAGGUAAUAGUAGCACUGAAGGUAUCUCAGAAAAUCAGUCAUUGCGUUGGUCUGCUGCCACGUCACCCAUAUACACAGGUAACUGAGGUGUGACACUAACAGGACUUUAAGCACAUGCACGCUUUGCACACUGCCAUGGGAUUCUACAGGCACACAUUUCAGGUGUUCUACUGAACAACACUACUCCUCACACAGUGGAUGCUGUUGUCUUUCACAGGCAUAGCUGCUCUGAGAAUAAGGCUAAAGCAGUGGUGUUCCCAGAAGGAACAUGAACCUUCGUGCAUGAAACCUGCCCUGGACUACAUGCAUAAUACUUGCAGCACAGACAUUACAGCUGUUUGAACGCUGCUGGUAGCUGCUUUAACUUCAUAUGUAAAUAAAUACCACAUACAAGUACUCAGCACUUCUUGUAACUGCUGGAAUCAUGAAAUGCAAGAUGUACCCACACUGCCUCUACGCACCACUGAAACCACAACAACUACCAUCACUGAAAGACAAACCCAGCCACCAUGAGAUAGCUUUGUUUCCAAGACUUUUCCUCACAUACAUGUAACAUCUUGGCUUCUUCUUAUCAUACCACAUUUCUAUCCACUGAGUUUCUUGGUUUGUUUUUCGUUUUUCCCCAAAAGGUUAAAAUAUAUGUAUUAAAAUGUAACACUUUAAUUGGAUGAAAUUCUAAGAACAGCACAGGCAGGAGCACCAGAUACCGCACCAAGCUAUCCAGCUUCAUAGGCCUACACAGCGUAAUUUGCUUCAGUACUAUACAUCUUAUAGGACCAUUAACCAGAAAAUUCAGGAAGAUUCUGGAGAUACAAAUGGGAGUCGGACUUUCAGAUUCCUCAGCUUCCAGGGAAAGACUGGUUUGUAACUUCCCAUGAGAUUCUGAAAGCUUCCCUUCUGACACGGUGUCCUAAACUGAUUCUGCAACCUCUGCAUCAGGAUUCACAUUGUGAAAUGACUUGUGUUUUAUUUUGGAAACUCUAGUGCCUUUUCAGUCUUAUGUAAACGUGUACAUAGAUGCACUGUAUAAGAACAGGAUAUGUCAUAUACAGCCAGUGUUUGCUAUUAAGGACUGCAAUCAUUAAACAUACUUCAUACGCAGUAA